This is a messenger RNA of Oncorhynchus kisutch (coho salmon), 2941 nucleotides long. RefSeq names its product ras-related protein Rab-37. The record is from RefSeq and is a predicted model, not a curated record. NCBI's taxonomy places the organism in Eukaryota, Metazoa, Chordata, Actinopteri, Salmoniformes, Salmonidae. Gene Ontology annotation, molecular function: GTP binding; GTPase activity. The transcript is spliced from 9 exons. Bases 329 to 1072 code for a protein of 247 amino acids.
UCCUCAUUCAGAACUAUCCGUGGUGCUGAACACGAUUCGCUCUGACGUUGAUACACUGUCACGUUGUGUGUUGUGCUGGCUUUAGCUGUAUGGUACAGUCAGCCUCCUACAUGUCUUACAUGUAAGUCAUUACAGAGAAAAGCUGUGGGCAACAUGCCUGGUAUUCGUGUUGGGGCUUUCGUGGUUUCACACAAAGAAAAGUAGGAAGAAGGAGAGAGACAAGGGGAGAGAGAAAUAGAUAGUUGUCAGGAAAUAUCUGGCUAAUUUUCUAAGGGGGCAUCAUUGAUUUUGGCAUUGUAUCCUGGUCUGCCUUGAGCGCUUCGAGAGGAUGGAGACGAUGGAGUCCAUGGAACCCAUAUCUGCGCACUACACCACGGCAUACCCGGAGAUCCACCCCGAUAGCGCCUAUGGAUCUACGGAAGGGGAGGAGAACCACUCACCGUCUGGCCCCCCAGCUCUUUCAUACGACGAAGAAUUAAUGCACAAGACUAUCCUGGUGGGGGAUAGUGGAGUGGGUAAGACGUCUCUUCUGGUCCAGUUUGACCAGGGCAAGUUCAUCCCUGGAUCCUUCUCUGCUACUGUUGGCAUCUGCUUCACGAACAAGGUGGUGACUGUAGACAACGUGAAGGUAAAACUACAGAUGUGGGACACUGCAGGCCAGGAGCGGUUCAGGAGUGUGACACAUGCCUAUUACAGGGACGCCCAUGCCCUACUCCUUUUAUACGACAUCACCAGCAAAUCCUCCUUUGACAACAUACGGGCGUGGCUUACAGAGAUUCAUGAGUAUGCACAGAGGGAUGUAGUCAUCAUGUUGCUGGGCAACAAGGCAGACAUGGCCAGUGAAAGAGUGAUCAGGAGAGACGAAGGAGAGAAGCUGGCCAGGGAGUAUUCUGUUCCUUUCAUGGAGACAAGUGCCAAGACUGGGGUGAACGUUGAUCUGGCUUUCAUUGCAGUGGCAAAGGAGCUGAAGCACAGGGCAGUACAUGGCCAGCAGCCCAACGAGCCCAAGUUCCAGAUUCAUGAGUACAUUGAGUCUCAGAAGGAAAAGUCUGGUUGCUGUAGCUACUUCUGAUGCAGAUACCUUUUUCUCUCACCUCUGACUCUAUACUCCCCCGAUCAGCAUCAGCUCUGCCAGGUACAAUCAAGGGGAGUGAAGAGGUGCCAUCUAAGUAGUACACAGCAAGGAACUUACAGGGAGGGAAGUACAUCAACUAAUCAGCUUCGGAUGAGUGUGGGAGAAUUGGCUUUGAGGUUUUUGUAUUUAUCUUUUACACAAAUACAGAAAUGCCAUAGAAAUAUUUUCCCCCUUUUACAAGGAAGAGCUGUCUCAAGAUUAACACAUUUCCCCUAGGACCCAUGAUACUGUGUUAUCAUUCAAAUGCAGUGCCAUGCAUGUGUCACAAGGUGGAAAGUGUUGGGUUCUAACAACGUUUUCAAACAUUUAUUUUCUAUGGCAUGGUUUUCUCCACAUAAAUUGCAAUCAAAGUUUAAGCAUGUUCUCCGUUAAAAUUCUUACUUCAAUUCCAUAAUUAUUUUCCAUACUUCUUAGCAUGCACUUUUACUUUUAACUUUAAAACCCAUGCUAGUUACAACCACAGAUAUACAAACCAAACAAAACAAAAAGGGUCCCAGGAAGUGAUAGAGCCCAGGAGGCAGGUGUCUAUUUUUUCAAGAGCUCAAUUUCAGCUUGACCAAACUCAAUUAGCAAUGUGCUCUCACCAAUCAAAGCCAUAACACGUUCUGGCACAACCUGGGACCCACCAUGCUUCCAGACAACAUUCACUUCCUGUGAGCAGCUGCCUGGAACACAAAAACAAAUGGGUUUAAAUACAGCAUUCAAAAGCAUAUGAUGUGUUAAUCAACCAACACAAAUGCUUCCAUGCAAAUAACUCACACCUGCUUUCAGAUAUAUAAUAAUACAAUUUCAUAAUAUUAGGCUGCUGAAGUUAUUUCAGGUUGUCAAUUUUAAUAUGAACUUGAGUAUUUUAUUCAGAAUAUUACAAUAUGUUAUUUACCUGGUCAGUAGUUUCUUGUGAGAAUGCCAAAUGUUGUAUUUGAUGUAUGCUGCAUGAAAAUUAUAUUUUCUAAAAUGUUUUGUAUUUGUCUCUCACUUCACUGGGAAUAUUGUGUGUGUGUGUGAGAGAGAGAAAUUGAGAGAGAGAGAGAGAGAGGGAACGCUCAAAGUUGGUACACACCGCCAGAGGGCAGUGUCUUUUAAUUUAUGUUCUGUUAUUCCCUGAAGGGCCGAAGGCAUCAUGGUCAAAUGUAAAACAAUGAAUGUAAUGUUCUUAUAUUCACAAUUGUGUGCUACAUUGAACUUAGAAGGGUUUUAUAGUUGACCUAUUUUCAUGAGAUUUGUUUUUAUUCUUUCAGGAACAAAGAAACGUGUUAUCAGUUUGGAUUAAGUCUAUGGAUGAGGAAUCAUGAAGAAGCUUUGCAUUCACAUAAAUAGCCAUAGCCUAUUGAUGACAGUGUCUAUAUCAUAGAGAUCCUAUUAAAUUAAUUAUAACAAUGGCAACAGCAAACAUGUCGUCCCACACAAAUAAUGCAGCACCCCCUUGGGCCAAUCAGUGUAAUUUUGUAAAUGACAGAUCUCUAUGUCAAGACGUAUUAUUCACCUAAGUUUCAUCAAAAUCGAGCCAGUGGUGUCUGAGAUAUCGCGUGUGACUAAUGUACUUACAGUUGAUUACUAUGACUCCCCCCCCUCCCUUGGGCCCAUCAGCGUAAUUUUGUAGAUGAUGGAAUUUUAUGGCAAGAUGCAUCAUUCACCCAGUCUUCAUCAAAACUGGGCCAGUGGUGUCUGAGAUAUUGUGUGGGUUAGCUAAACUUAUAUGCCUGACCAUGUAUGCCAAAUUUAAGCACUCUAAGUCAAACAGAUCAAGAGAUAUAAACAUGCCCGUUAUAAUGCCACCGUGAAGUCGAUAGGAAUGUUCUUGCAUAU